Messenger RNA from Chlorocebus sabaeus (green monkey), 2234 nucleotides. NCBI's taxonomy places the organism in Eukaryota, Metazoa, Chordata, Mammalia, Primates, Cercopithecidae. The record is from RefSeq and is a predicted model, not a curated record.
UGACUCCUUUCUGGAUUGUUUCCCUCAACUUGCGUUUUAUAUUUCAACAGAGCACACACAAUUCAGUUUGAAAACCAGUGGUUUCUCUUUCCUUCGCUAUAGGUGUAAACAAUAUCCAGCUGGUGGCUACAGUUCUGCCUCUGGUUUUGCUGCCAUGCAUCCUGGGCGAACUACUGGUAAAGGGCCCUCCACUCACACUCAGAUUGACCAGCAACCUCCACGGCUUCUCAUUGUGCACAUUGCUCUACCGUCCUGGGGUGACAUCUGCGCCAACCUCUGUGAGGCUCUGCAGAACUUCUUCUCUCUAGCCUGCAGCUUGAUGGGCCCCAGCCGCAUGUCCCUGUUCAGUUUAUACAUGGUACAAAAUCAGCAUGAGUGUAUCCUCCCUUUUGUGCAAGUGAAAGGGAACUUUCCUAGGUUGCAGACCUGCAUUUCGGAGCUCCGCAUGUUACAGAGAGAAGGCUGUUUCAGAUCACAAGGCGCUUCUCUGCGGCUGGCAGUAGAGGAUGGGCUCCAGCAAUUCAAACAAUACAGCACACAUGUGACCACAAGGGCAGCUCUGACCUAUACCUCCCUGGAGAUUACUAUUCUGACUUCUCAGCCUGGAAAAGAGGUGGUCAAACAAUUGGAGGAAGGGUUGAAAGAUACAGACCUAGCCAGAGUCAGGAGGCUUCAGGUCGUUGAGGUCACAAAGGGAAUCCUAGAGCAUGUGGACUCAGUGUCUCCUGUUGAGGAUCCCAGCAAUGAUGAGAGUUCUAUUCUGGGAACUGACAUUGACCUUCAGACUAUAGACAAUGAUAUUGUCAGCAUGGAGAUUUUCUUCAAAGCCUGGCUACAUAACGGUGGAACAGACCAAGAACAAAUCCAUCUUCUUCUUUCUUCACAGUGUUUCAGCAACAUUUCCAGACCCAGAGAUAAUCCAAUGUGUCUGAAAUGUGAUCUCCAAGAGCGACUGCUCAGCCCAUCCCUACUCCCUGGCACAGCUGACGGCUCCUUGAGAAUGGAUGACCCCAAGGGAGACUUCAUCACACUCUAUCAGAUGGCUUCCCAGUCAUCGACCUCCCAUUACGAGCUCCAAGUGAUCAAGGCUUUAAAAUCUAGCGGGCUCUGUGAGUCAUUGACAUAUGGACUCCCAUUCAUCCUCAGACCUACAAGCUGUUGGCAGCUGGACUGGGAUGAGCUAGAGACAAAUCAGCAACAUUUCCAUGCUUUGUGUCACAGCCUGCUGAAAAGAGAAUGGCUGCUGUUAGCCAAGGGGGAACCACUGGGCCCAGGACACAGCCAGAGAAUUCCUGCCAGCACCUUCUAUGUGAUCAUGCCAUCACGCUCCCUCACACUGCUGGUGAAGGCGGUGGCCACACGGGAACUGAUGCUUCCCAGCACCUUCCCCCUGCUACCUGAGGACCCACGUGAUGACAGUCUUAAGAAUGUGGAGAGCAUGCUGGAUAGCCUGGAGCUGGAGCCCACCUACAACCCCUUGCAGGUUCAGAGCCACCUGUACUCACACCUGAGCAACAUCUAUGCCAAGCCUCAGGGGCGGCUCCACCCACACUGGGAGAGCCGAGCCCCAAGAAAGCAUCCCUGCAAGACUGGGCAGUUGCAGACCAACCGAGCUCGAGCUACUGUGGCCCCCCUGCCUAUAACUCCUGUCCCAGGCAGCGCCUCCAAGAUGCCAGCAGUCAGCAAAUCUUCCUCAGAUGCCUUCUUUCUGCCUUCAGAGUGGGAGGAGGAUCCCUCAGGGCCCUAAGUCACCAGCACCAGAGCCCAGCUGCCCAGCUUAACCACAUCCAUGCUCAGGUUCACAUAAUGGCUAUCUGUGUGUGGUCAGACCUGCUUUCUAUCCACCUGAGCCUCUGUGAGUGAGGGCUGACUGGGAAACAACAGCCUUCCCCUCCUCUGUUUCGCUGCUGUCCCACUCCUCAAGUCGGGAAGCGACACACCCGAGCCUGUCCCUUCUCCAGCAAGGACUCUCAUUUUCUUUUGAAUCAUUUGAUACUGUUUACACAGGUGAAGAUUAAACACCCAGUAAGCUUCCACCAUUGUUAGGAGCAUUCCUAACCCAGAAUUUCUUCUUGUAGCUCUGUGUAAGCAGGUGGAUGAGGUCAGAUCACCUUUGGUAAACAGGACCUCAGGAACAAGGAUGAGGUUUUCAAAGCUCAUAAAAAACAAGUAGAAUUGAAAUCCAAGCCUCAUUUCAGAGCCUGUGCCCUUCCCGCUACACCACCAGGCGUAAG